AUGACACAAGCAUCCCAAUUCGAGCUCUCCAGCCCUCCAGAGGACGCAAUCUCGGCCCUCACCUUUUCGCCCACAAGUCCUACGCGUCUCCUCGUCUCCUCUUGGGACAAGUAUGUCCAUCUUUACGACACAAAUGCUGGCCUGAAUGGCUCCAAACUGACUGCAUUGUUCCACGCAGCGCCCGUGCUGGACUGCUGUUUCGGCGAGAACGACAGGGUUCUCUUUAGCGGGGGUUUAGAUUGGCUUGUUAAACAAUGGGAUCCCGAGACCGGCGCAGAAACAACCCUUGGGUCGCACGAAGGCGGUGUAAAGUCUGUCUGCUACAAUAAAGAAAUCAAAUCCCUCAUAUCCGGUUCUUGGGACCAUACAAUCCGGUUAUUCGACCCUCGUGCUUCCACGGAAACCUCAAAACAUCACCAACCCCAUAAGAUCUUCAGCACAUCUACCAUCAACCAUACCCUUGUCGUGGCCAUGGCCUCCCGCAGCGUCUACCUUUACGAUGUCCGUAACAUGGCAGAACCCUGGCAGCGCCGCGAGUCUUCCCUCAAGUUCCAAACCCGUACCGUCAGAUGCAUGCCCAACGGGCAAGGAUAUGCAAGCAGCAGUAUCGAGGGCCGUGUAGCCGUCGAAUUCUUCGAUGCCAGCGAGGAGAGUCAGAAGAGGAAAUACGCGUUCAAAUGUCACCGUGCUGUGGAAGGCGGUGUCGACGUCGUAUAUCCAGUCAACGCGUUGGCAUUUCACCCGAACUAUGGUACAUUUGCUUCUGGUGGCGGAGACGGUAUCGUGUCCCUGUGGGACGGAAUGGCGAAGCGCCGGUUGAGGCAAUACCAAAAAUACCCGGCAUCCAUCGCCGGGUUGUCAUUCAGUCCAAACGGAAAGUAUCUUGCCAUUGGCAGCUCGAGUGGCUUCGAGGACGGAAACGACGGUGGAGAAUGCCCACCCGAGAGCGUAAAGAUCUUCAUCAGGGAGCUUGCUGAGGGCGAAGGUAAAGGAAAAGGACAGUAG
This is a messenger RNA of Morchella sextelata, 1005 nucleotides long. RefSeq lists its product as uncharacterized. The record is from RefSeq and is a predicted model, not a curated record. Gene Ontology annotation, molecular function: ubiquitin binding. Bases 1 to 1005 code for a protein of 334 amino acids. Gene Ontology annotation, biological process: mitotic spindle assembly checkpoint signaling. The transcript has 5 exons. NCBI's taxonomy places the organism in Eukaryota, Fungi, Ascomycota, Pezizomycetes, Pezizales, Morchellaceae. Gene Ontology annotation, cellular component: mitotic checkpoint complex; bub1-bub3 complex; kinetochore.